This is a messenger RNA of Linepithema humile (Argentine ant), 954 nucleotides long. Lineage: Eukaryota; Metazoa; Arthropoda; Insecta; Hymenoptera; Formicidae. The record is from RefSeq and is a predicted model, not a curated record.
AUGGUUAUUUGCUCGGCCUACUUCUCUCAUGACGAGGGGGAGGCGGUGCCGCCUGCACCGGUGAUAAAACUGGCAGACUACUGCCAAGAGAAACGGCUUCUCCUGAUCAUGGGAUGUGACGCUAACGCGCAUCACACUGUGUGGAGAAGCUCGGACACCAACGAAAGAGGAAGAAAAGUGUUGGAGUUCCUAGCAUCUACGAAUCUGGAGAUUCUCAACACAGGAGACGAGCCCACCUUCUGCACUAUAGCGAGAAGAGAAGUGCUCGACAUCACUGUCUGUUCCAGGCAGACAGCUAAGGCUAGGGGGAAAGAAGUCAAAUUUAGGAACCCGAGGAGAACCAAGUGGGACUCCUAUAGGGAAGACCUGGCCAGCAGUCUCAGAGGCUUCCCUAAGAGGCACGGGACUGAGGACGAACUGGAGACCUGUGUGGACUACUUGCAGAGGUCUCUGGUAAACUGCUACGAAAAUAAUUGCCCCGAAAGGGCGGUUACAAAUAGUAGAGGAACUUCUUGGUGGACCCCUGGACUGCAGGGUCUCAGAGUGGCGGCUCGCAGGGCCUGGAAUAGAGCUAGGAACACGGGUCGCCAAUCCAACUGGGAGCUCUCUAGGAGAGCACAGAAGGAAUAUAGAGACUCUGUGGUUAGGGCAAAACUGGAAAGCUGGAGGAAGUUUUGCGAGGAAGUAGAGGAAAUGCCCGAAACGGCAAGAAUCUGCAGGAUCCUCGCUAAGAACCCGGAUGCGACUCUGGAAGCCAUCGCACUCCCUGAUGAGACGGUGGUGACUGGAGAGCGAUGUCUGGAGCAUCUACUGGAAGUGAGCUUUCCGGGCUUUCAUAGGGAGCCGGGAGAGCUAUUUGCAUAUAAGGAGCCGGGUUCACAGAAGAGCCCGACAAGCGGACUGGCGAAUGGCGGCCAAGAUUGUCAUGCCCGAGAAGGUCAAGUGGGCAAUUAA